AUGUCUUUGUCUUGGGGUGAAAAGAAACUCACCUGGCUCAUCACCGGUGCAUCCUCAGGCUUUGGUCUGGCUCUAACACGGCUGGCUCUAGAGGGUGGUCAUCGCGUCAUUGCCACAUCCCGAAAUCCAUCGUCAUAUCCUGAUAUCGAAAAAGAAAUAUCUUCAAAAGGUGGUGAGCUAGUGGCGCUGGACAUCAAUGCUCCUGACUCGGCCGAUGUCAUUUACAAGCUCCAAGAAAAAGGAGUCGAGGUUGAGGUUCUGGUAAAUUGUGCCGGAGCUGCCAUUCUGGGCCCUGCCGAAAGCUUCAACGAAGAUGAAGUUAGGGCUCUGGCUGAGACGGCGUAUUUUGGUCCCUAUCGACUCAUCAGAGCGGUAGUCCCCGGGAUGCGGACGAGAAGAAGAGGUAUGAUUGUCAAUGUCAGCACCGGGUCAGCCGUGGAUGGGCGAGAGUCAAUGGCCGUAUAUGGUGCCAGUAAAGCCGCAAUGGACACGUUGAUGCAUGUCAUGGGGAAAGAGCUUGCUCUCUUUGAUAUCCGCACCUUAACCAUUCACCUUGGAGCAUUCGAUACUUCUUUUGCGAGCAACAGCGUCAGAACCACAUCCAAACCCCUUCCGUCAGACUACAAUGGUACUACAGUUGAUAAAGUCGUUGGAUCGGUCAAGCAGAAAUUUACCCCGGAUGGUGACCAUAAAAAAGCAACUCAAGUGAUGUAUGAAAUGAUUGUGGGAGAAGGGUAUGGCAAAGGAAAAGAAUCUGAACGUGUCAUGCUUCUUGGGAGAGAUAUGUGGGCUUCUCAGCAGGCCGCUGCUGAUAAAGUUCUGCACAAGAUGAACACAUUUGAGGCCAUUUGUAAUAAUGUUUACCUUGAUAAGUAG
Clonostachys rhizophaga is the source of this 876-nucleotide messenger RNA. The record is from the annotation of a GenBank genome assembly. NCBI's taxonomy places the organism in Eukaryota, Fungi, Ascomycota, Sordariomycetes, Hypocreales, Bionectriaceae.